AUGCCUGGUCUGCUUGAUAAUGCUGUCCACAUUCGGCCAACUUUGGCCAUUGGCAGCCUUCUGGUUGCCACUCUUUUUGCAGCUGCUCCCCGGCUGAGUAGUGCCACAUUGAAGGCGAAACUCUGGUCUGAUGGUCAUUUAGCCACAGACGAAGGGCACGAAGUGUUUGCAAGAAAUGCAGACGCUGUACAGGUAGGUGAUGCGACCGUUGCAGAAAAUGUGGAAUUUCUCACAAAGACACUGUCGAGGUUCCAGAACUUGGCAACGAGUGCACAGCAGAGUAUCCAAUCGAGACAUGAGAAAGAGGAACAGAGACUGAAGGACUCCAUCUCUCAGGCAAGCAAUGCAAAUGUAAAGAUGGCCUUAGAACGCAGUGUCGCUUCAAACAAAGAAGCACUUGAGGAAACUCAAGGUAUUUAUCGCAACAUUGCGUCGUUCUCCAGCGACAUGCUUUCCAUGCUGAAGAAGACCUCCAAGUCAGGCACAACAUGCGAUCAGCUUUAUUGUGGUAAGCAUGCCUCCUGCGCUGAUACUUUCCAAGGUGCAAGCUGUGUUUGCGACGAGGGCUACAUCGGCCUUGGCCAGGAGUGUCAUGCUCCUGCUGAAUUUGCGCCCCACUUGUUGCUUGGUGAAAAUGCUGCCCAAGCUGCGGACAUUCAUGUCGCCUCAUUCGACACCAACAAGGUGGCGGUGGUCUUCCGCGACAUUAGCAAGGGCAACGCUGGUGCUUUGAUGGUUGGCAGCGUUGGAGAGGCUGGAAACCUGGAGCUGUCGCCGCUGGAAGUCUUCACUGCUCCUGGAGAAAAGGCAUUCGCACCAGUAGUAGCUGGAACAGACGGGCGUCAAAUUGCCAUCGCCUGGAGAGAUGACCAAAGGAAGGGGAACUGCAGGCUUCGGGCUGCAGUGCUGGGAACCUCUGGCGUUCGAGGUGCAGAGAUGGCCUUGUCUUGGGGCCCUACAAUGGACUUUUGCACCAACCAGGCCCACAAAAUGUCGAUCCAGUCCUUCCCUCCCAAUCGGAUCAUGGUCUUGUAUUCCGACAAGGCUAAGGGAUCUGAGACCGCCACAGAGUCCUUUGGAAACUCCAUGUUGGCAGACAUUAGUAGCCUUGGCAACAUUUCUCUCCUAGGCAAUUUCCGCUUCACUGACAGUGCAGUCGCCCGUUUGGAGACGACAAAAGUCAGCAAGAAUGGCUUCGUGCUGGCUGCUCGGGCAUCUCCUGCAACAGAUGACAUGAACCCCAAAGCUUCUGUCGAACAGGAGGCAAUGGCAAUGUAUGGCGAGCUGGUUGGUGAAGACCUUGUCUUUGACCCAAAUCCAGUAAACCUGGAGCCUGAGAAGGGACAGGUUUGGGCUCGAGGUCUUUCUCUUAUCGCACCAAACACCGUGGCCUAUGCGUAUCAAGAUGCGUCGAAGAUGGAGCUCAAAUUGGCAGUUCUGGACAUUGACCCCCAGACCCACAAAAUGAAGGUGGUAGAAGAUCCGUCAACCUUCCAGAAGGGAUUCUCGCCUUACGUCUCAAUGUUGUCUUUGCCGUACUCAGCGUCGGAUCCAUACACCUUGACCUACUACCAAGGUGAGAAAAGUGCCAUCGCAAGCAUUUGUGCUUGGAACUCUGGCCGGCAGCAACUUCAGAACUGUGAGGAUUUCCCUUGGCUUUCCCACAAAGCUUCGUCAGUCUCUGGUGUCGCGGUGGGAGAAGGCUUGCCAACCGGUGACUUCAACGUCAGCUGGUGGGUAUUUGGGGUUUUCAACGCUUGGAUACAGAUGGAUUAA
Messenger RNA from Cladocopium goreaui, 1776 nucleotides. The record is from the annotation of a GenBank genome assembly. NCBI's taxonomy places the organism in Eukaryota, Dinophyceae, Suessiales, Symbiodiniaceae.